This is a messenger RNA of Synchytrium microbalum, 873 nucleotides long. RefSeq lists its product as uncharacterized. The transcript has 6 exons. NCBI's taxonomy places the organism in Eukaryota, Fungi, Chytridiomycota, Chytridiomycetes, Synchytriales, Synchytriaceae. The record is from RefSeq and is a predicted model, not a curated record. The coding region runs from base 1 to 873 and encodes 290 amino acids. Gene Ontology annotation, molecular function: oxidoreductase activity.
AUGUCGAUCUAUUCAGGAAUAGCAGCCACUGUGGUGGCACUCAUCUUUUAUCGCCUCCUGCAAUCUAAACCAAUCGAAUAUGACCAAACUGUCGUAAUCAUUGGAGCCAGUGACGGCAUAGGCAGAGAAAUCGCAAAACUAUACGCGGAAAGACGCUCAAAGCUCUUGCUUGUAUCAAGGUCGUUGUCGAAGCUAACAGAGGUCCAAAAGGAAUGUCUAGCUCUAGGAUGCAUAUCUGCAGAUGUUUUACCGCUAGAUGUUACAGUCGAAUCAAAUUGCAAACUUGUGAGGGACAAAUUGACAAGUUGUGAUGUGUUGGUGCUCUGUGUCGGAGUGCUGGGCAUUCGAGUUUUCGGGGACUUGUCUCCCAACGAGGCUUGCGAAGUUGCUGAGAAGAUGGUCAAGACAAAUGUAUUAAGUCCUGUAUACAUGACUUCGUAUCUACUGGAUCUCCUAAAACAAUCAAAAGGACGAAUUGUGGUCGUAUCUAGCACAGCAGGCGAACUACCUGCUCCCUCACGGGCACUGUACGCCAGCUCAAAGUUUGCCCUGAGUGGCUUCUUCAAAUCUCUCAGGAUUGAGACACAGUCGUCUGGAGUCUCAGUCACAAUAGCACUGCCAGGAACAGUGGCUACAUCUUUUCGAGAAAACGCACUGGAUUUAGCGUACGGAACCAGCAGUUCGUCAAUGACAACGAAGAUAGAGCCGUCGAAGGUGACUCCAAAGUCAGCCGCAAAGCUGAUUGUUGGUGCAGCUGAUUCCCGGUCCCGAGAGGUGGUGUUUCCUUAUUUCUAUAAGCUAGUAAUGCUUCUCUCGGCUGUCGCACCGUGGCUGACUGAUUUGCUGGCAAAGCUCAAGUACGGUGUCAAAUAG